Molecule: messenger RNA, 2055 nt
Organism: Onychostoma macrolepis
Lineage: Eukaryota; Metazoa; Chordata; Actinopteri; Cypriniformes; Cyprinidae
Gene: stx11b.1
Product: syntaxin 11b, tandem duplicate 1
Exons: 2
Coding region: 603-1490 (295 amino acids)
Biological process (GO): intracellular protein transport; exocytosis; synaptic vesicle fusion to presynaptic active zone membrane
Cellular component (GO): endomembrane system; presynaptic active zone membrane; plasma membrane
Molecular function (GO): SNARE binding; SNAP receptor activity
Source: RefSeq, a predicted model, not a curated record
UGUAGAGAAUGCCAAUGAGUUUCCUUCUUUCUUUUCAUCUUUUUUUUUCCAGCUCAUCCCUUCUACUUUACUGAUUUAUGGAUAAUUAGGCUAUUCCUGUAAUAGGCCUAAAUACAUUCGUUCGAAUGCUGUUAGUGUAAAAAUGUAAAAUGCUUGAAAAUAUAGCCUAUACAACAUUGUUUUAUAAUGAAACAAAUGGUAAAAUGCUGGCUUGAGAAACUUAAUCUUUAAAUCUUAAAAGAUUUUUGAGAAGUUGGAAGAGACAGGUUAAUGCAUUUAUCUUGUAAAUUGUAAAGCUAUUUUUGUUCGAUGUUCGAUAUUUUUAGCUAUCUUAUUUAUACGUUUCAUAGUAAAACAAUUGAAAAGAACACCAUAUGUAAAGAAACAAAAGCUGAACUAUCAAUUCAAUCCAUUCAAACUUGUUUGGUGAGUGACGCCAGUCAGAAAUAGUUUCGCAGAUGAACUUGUUAGACGUGUGACUUUUUCAGUGUUGAAAAGGAAGUAUUAUCUCCCCCUUUUACAGUCAGUUUCAGAAGGUACACAAGGAAUGAAAAUGAUUUUAUUCUUGAAAACAAGGACUACAUGAGGGAUAAUGAUCAAUCAUGAGGGACAGAUUGGAUCAUCUUCAGACCAUUUCAGAGUCUAAAACCCAGCUAGAGGAGGUGAAAUCAGACUCCUUCAGCAAUGUGGACCUGGAGGAGGAUUUCAGCCAACAGGCAAUCAUUUUUGACAACAGUGAUGAGAUGGACACUGUGCUCGAUGAGGCUCAAGACACUAGACGUGAGAUUCAGCUCAUCCGCCUGGAGGUGAAGCGUCUCAGGGACCAAAACACACGCAUACUUAGCGAACCGACUCGUACAACUCACGUAAAGCAUGAUGCCAAUGUCAUCGUAGGAAACAUCAAGACCCGUGGACAGGACGUUCUGGCACGUCUACAAAAAAUGGACGCCCACGCCAAAGAGCUUGAAGAGGAGAAUGGCAUCAACUCAGCUGUGGCGAGAAUCGCCCGAACACAGUACGCCACCCUAAGCAACAGCUUCCGAGAUGCAAUGACAGAGUACAAUGAUGCUGAGAUGGAUCACAAAGAAUCGUGCAAGCGUCAUAUUCAAAGGCAAAUGGAGAUUGUGGGCCGAGAGGUGACAGGUGACCAGAUUGAGGAGAUGCUGGAGAAUGGUCAGUGGAACAUCUUCAACGAUAACGUCAUGUCAGAAGGGAAGACGGCUCGUUCAGCGCUCAACCAGAUUGAGAGCCGACAUCGCGACCUGCUGGAUUUAGAAAGCCGACUCCAGAGCCUUCAUGAAGUGUUCAUGGAUGUGGCUAUGCUUGUAGAGGAACAAGGACCCAUGACAGACUACAUCUUAAACAAUGUUCAGAAAACAGAUGCUAUGCUUGGUGAAGUCCUUAUCAAACUGGGACAGGCCAAGAGACAUGACAGUAACAACCCAUUCAAGAAAAUGUUCUGUGGAUGCUUUCCAUGCGCUAAAACUUGAGUGAUUUUGAACAGUGAGGACUUGUGCAAUGGAGGGCUGACUUUUGUUUUUCAGUUUAUCAUUUUAAAAAUGGGUAGCCAGAUAUAUGUAGGGAAAAGGACCAUAGUUUUCCAAAACUAAGCUCUCUGAGCGAUCAUUAAACCUGAUGCUACUGAAGUGAACAAUAACAUAUGACAGCAAAUUAAACAGCUAAAACAAACCAAAGAAAGACAGUCUUCUCAACUUCACAACAUACAGUCCUUGCUAUUUGCCUUCAUAAAAAAAUGCCUUUUCAUUUGCAGUUUGAAACUUGUAAACAUAUAUGUAAAUGCUAGAAAUUGUGUAAUAUUGCAACAUAUGCAUAGGCUAUAAUUUAUUAACAUAAUUUACAUUAUUAUAUCUUUCAUCAUUCUAAUGCGGCUGAACUGAAUACGCACUUUCUAGACCUUUUUACAUUAAAUAAUCCGGAAUAUGAAGCAUUUGCCAUGUUUUGCCAUGUUUUCAGUGCAAGUUGAUCACUGUUUUUUCAGCCAAUUAGUUUUUCUGAAGCAAUAUCAGCUAAAUAAAAGAUCUUAUAUAAUUCUUA